Alexandromys fortis (reed vole) is the source of this 1038-nucleotide messenger RNA. It is a transcript of the gene Prr27, whose product is annotated as proline rich 27. Gene Ontology annotation, cellular component: extracellular exosome. The transcript is spliced from 5 exons. Bases 1 to 1038 code for a protein of 345 amino acids. NCBI's taxonomy places the organism in Eukaryota, Metazoa, Chordata, Mammalia, Rodentia, Cricetidae. The record is from RefSeq and is a predicted model, not a curated record.
AUGAAGUUACUUCUCUGGGCCUGUAUCAUAUGUGUCGCUUUUGCGAAGAGGAGGCGCUAUCCCUUCAUUCAUAAGAAAUCACCCUCACCCAGUGAAGAGGAUUACUUUGGACAUCGCUACCCACUUAAUCCAUCUCUCAAUAUCCCAUAUGGCUUAUGGAAUGACAAUUUGCCACCUUUUCUUUUCCCUCCUAUUGACAAUCACCAAGGAAAUACCAUCACCAAAUUCCACGGAAAUUCUGAGCUUGAAAGAGGGCUAUCUCCAUUCCCCUGGAUUCUAACUUCUAAAGUUCACUAUGCCUUCCAAAACCCUAACUAUCCCUCGGAUACCUCAAUGAAUGGUCCCACAGUAUCGGCUCCUCUCCCUCCUCCCCUACCCCCUCCUCCCAGGCCAUAUCCCUUUGUCAUACCUCCAAAGAUUUCUGCUUCACCCGUUACAGCAGAGCCUGGCGCAGCGCUGCCAGUGCCUCCCGUAGGCGAGGCUAUGGUACCUGAGUUCUCUGUGGAUAAAACUCUUUCAGGCUUGCCUACUGCAGUCAAAUUUGGACCACCCCUACCACUUCCCGAACCCAAAGCUCCUGCACCUGAGCCUGUACCAGCCCAAUUUGCUGCUGCUCCUGAACCUGCUGCAGCCCAGUUUGCUCCUGAACCUAUUGGGGUAGCUGAGCCUGCUGCAGGCCACCCAAUGGCACCCGAACCCCCUACACUACCGUCUGUGGCUGCAGCCCAGCUUAUACCAGCAGAACCCACUCCAGGCCAGUCUGCUGAAAACAAAGCUGCCUCAGGAGAGCCUGCGGUAGCCCAGGCUCUACCGCAGGUUGAGCCUGUUGUAGGUCCUGUUGCUGAAGUCAGGCCUCCUGCCCUUGGGCCUACUGGAGGUCUACUUCCUCCGGCUGAACUUAUUGUGAGCCAGUCUGCUGUGGGAAAACCUUUUACAUCUGAGUCUACUGAAGUGAAACCCGAGGGAGCGGAGCCUGUGGAGGCCAAAUCUGGUAGCCAAGAACCUCUGCCUUCUGUUUUGUACCAGGUAGAGAAGUGA